AUGGAUGAAAAUAUUUUAACAGGACCGGAAUUAGAUGAUAAUAAUUUUAAAGAGAAAACCGUUACCGAAUAUUUAUUCAAUUCAUUAAAAUCACAUCCGAAAGAUUCAAUUAUUCAGAUCGAUGCGAGUACGGGUGAAAAAAUAACGUGUUGGAAUUAUUUGAAAAAAUGUUUACAAUUCGGAGAAGGUUUGGUGAAAAAUAUGGGAGUUAAAAAUGGCGACGUUGUUUGUUUGGCUUGUCAAAAUAGCAUAAAUAGUAUUAUUGCUUCCGUUGGUACAUUUUUUUCGGGGGGCAUAGCAGCACCCAUUGAUCAUAAUUCCAAACCGGUCGAAAUGCAAUAUUUACUCAACCUUUUAAAACCAAAAUACAUAAUUUGCGAAAAUGAAAAAGCUCAAGAGAUAAACAACAAUUUAAAACAAAUCAAUUUGGAUUGUAAAAUAAUCGUCUUAGACACAAAAGUAUCGGAUUCGAAUUUUUAUUCUAUGAAAGACGUGUCAAUUGAAAAUGUCGAUGUCGAUUCAUACGUACCUAGAAAAGUCGGCGAUAAUAAAAAAGAUAUUUUUGUCAUUUGUUGUUCCAGCGGAUCAACUGGAUAUCCAAAAGGUGUCGCAUUAUCCCAUCAUUCUCUUUUGUAUAACGUGCAAACUUUAAAGCAAGUAUUCCAUCAUCCAUUCCCUCCGAAAUUCGGAUCACAAUUUUUAUCAAAAAAAUUAUUAUUCACAUCUCCGUUAUUUUGGAUAUCAAAUUUCAUUUUAACGAUAAUGUCUUGCGUUUUUGGACAAACUAGAAUAGUUCCAAAAUCUACAAAUACAAUACAUUAUUUGGAAAGCAUUGAAAAAUAUCAGCCUGAAUUCACGGCUUUUUCACCGUCUUCCCUAUUAUUUUUAGUAGAUCAUCCAGAUUUUGAUAAAUUCAAUUUGAAAAGUUUAAAAUUAAUUUUUGUCGGUGGUUCUCUUUUGGGAUCGAAUUUACUUGAUAAAAUUAAGUGGAAAAAUGUUCACAUACUCCAGGGUUACGGUAUGACAGAAUUUGGUGGAGGAAUCACAAGUCCAAAUUUUGGAAACGCCACGUCUUCCGUUGGAGAAGUUUUACCCAAUACUUCAAUAAAAAUUGUGGAUCCAUCAUCGGGUAAAAUUCUCGGUCCGAAUGAAAUCGGAGAAUGUAGAGUUAAAGCCGACAGAGUUAUGAUUGGAUAUUACAACAAUGAAAAAGCAACCAAAGAAUCUUUCGACGAUGAUGGUUGGUUUAAAACUGGAGAUUUGAUGUAUUACGAUGAUAAUAAAUUGUUAUACGUUGUCGGAAGAAUCAAAGAAACCGUUAAAUAUCAAAAUUAUCAAAUAUCUUUAGCGGAAAUAGAAAAUUUUAUAAUAUCUUUACCGGGAGUAAAAGAUGCUGCGAUAGUACCCAUUCCUCAUGGACCAAAUCAUCAUUUAAAAGCGGUUGUUGUUAAAAGUUCAGGUUCUAAUAUAUCUGAAAAUGACGUCAUCGAAGCUGUAAAAAAUAAUUUUUCUGAAUACAAACAUUUAAGAGAAGGCGUUGAAUUUUCCGAUUCUCUUCCAAGAACGGAAACAGGAAAAUUAAGACGUUGGCAACUUUUGAAGUCACAUGAUCCUAAUCUAUCUAAAACUAAUUAA
This is a messenger RNA of Pediculus humanus corporis (human body louse), 1635 nucleotides long. Its product is annotated as firefly luciferase, putative. Lineage: Eukaryota; Metazoa; Arthropoda; Insecta; Psocodea; Pediculidae. Bases 1 to 1635 code for a protein of 544 amino acids. Gene Ontology annotation, molecular function: long-chain fatty acid-CoA ligase activity. The transcript has 10 exons. Gene Ontology annotation, biological process: fatty-acyl-CoA biosynthetic process; long-chain fatty acid metabolic process. The record is from RefSeq and is a predicted model, not a curated record.